Paramormyrops kingsleyae is the source of this 2342-nucleotide messenger RNA. NCBI's taxonomy places the organism in Eukaryota, Metazoa, Chordata, Actinopteri, Osteoglossiformes, Mormyridae. The record is from RefSeq and is a predicted model, not a curated record.
AUGAAGUUGAGCUGCACCUCAGCACGGGUGCUGAUAAAUGGGUGCCGAUGGCAGGGGGCGAGGAGGCUGGCGGCGCCGGGCUUAGCUGCCGGGGUAUUUUGGGCGGCCGCGGUCGGGCUGACACUGGGCUCCCUGUCCCCACCCCCUUGCAGGUACUACUUUGUGGUGGAGGAGGACAACACGCCGCUGUCGGUGACGGUGACGCCGUGCGACGCGCCGCUGGAGUGGAGGCUCACGCUGCAGGAACUGCCCGAGGACGCGAGCGGGGAGGCCUCUGGCGAGCCAGAGCCGCUGGAUCAGCAGAAGCAGCAAGCCACGGCAGAGGAGGAGGAAGGGGCAGAGCUCUUCGCCUAUAAAGGCAACGACGUCGAGUCCUACAUGGCCACCAGCUCGCCAUCUGGCCUGUACCAGCUGGAACUUGUCUCCACUGAGAAGGACAGCAGCUUCAAGGUGUACGCCACCACCACCCCUGAGUCGGAUCAGCCAUACCCAGAGCUGCCCUUCGAUCCCCGGGUGGACGUCACCUCCCUUGGCCGUACCACGGUGACGUUGGCCUGGAAACCAACACCCACCGGGUCCCGUCUGAGGCAGCCAGUGCAGUACUGUGUGGUGGUCAACAAGGAGCACAACUUUAAGAGUCUGUGCGCCGUCGAGGCUAAGAUUGGGGGAGAUGAUGCCUUCAUGGUGGCUCCCAAGCCCGGUCUUGACUUCAGCCCCUUUGACUUCAUCCACUUUGGGUUCCCCUCGGAGAAUGACCUUGGCAAGGGUCGCUCCUUCACCUCCAACAAGGCCCUGAGUAACAAGAUCUCCCGCUCAUACAUGGCCAAGCCCAAAGCGGACAUCCAGAAGAUCUGCAUCGGCAACAAGAACAUCUUCACCAUGGCCGACCUGAAACCGGACACACAGUACUACUUUGACGUCUUUGCCGUCAACACUGCCAGCAACAUGAGCACAGCCUACGUGGGCACCUUCGCCCGCACCAAGGAGGAGGCCAAGCAGAAGACCCUGGAGCUGAAGGACGGCAAGGUCACCGACAUCUUCAUCAAGCGAAAGGGCAGCAAGUUCCUGAGGUUCGCUCCUGUAUCCUCACACCAGAAAGUCAUGUUCUAUGUCCACUCCUGCCUGGAUACGGUUCAGAUCCAGGUCCGGAGGGAUGGGAAGCUGGUCCUCUCCCAGAACGUCGAGGGCGUGCGGCAAUUUCAGCUCCGAGGUAAAGCUAAGGCUAAGUAUCUGGUGCGACUUCGAGGAAGUCGCAAGGGAGCAUCCAUGCUGAAGCUCUUGGCGACGACCCGGCCCAACAAGCAGCCCUUCCCGUCCCUGCCUGAGGACACACGCAUCAAGGCCUUCGAUAAGCUCCGCACCUGCACCUCUGUCACCGUAGCCUGGCUCGGCACACAGGAGAGGAACAAAUUCUGCGUCUAUCGGCGCGAGGUUGACGACGCCUACGGUGAAGAACACCGGCGACGCGAGCAGAACCAGUGCACUGGGCCUGAGACCCGCAAGAAGUCUGAGAAGGUCCUCUGCAAGUACUUCCACAGUCCAAACCUCCAGAAGGCCGUCACCACGGAAACGAUAAAGGGCCUGGAGCCGGGCAAGUCCUAUCUGCUAGAUGUUUACGUGGUUGGCCAUGGCGGCCAUGCGGUCAAGUACCAGAGCAAACUGGUCAAAACGAGGAAGUUUUGUUAAUGACUUUGUAAAUAAUAAAUAUAUUAUAUAUAUUAAAAAAAGAAGUUUAUUUAACUCUAAGCGAUAUUCUACUAAGGAGUGUAUACGGACUGACUACUCACACAGCUUAAGGCCUGUGACAGUAUUGGAACUGUUUAGAGAUCGAUGUGUACAUUUAUGUUUACAUAACCCUGCGGUCGUUCUGGACAGUUUGGACAGCGGGUUUUUGUUUUUCGGCCUGGGUCCCACCACCGCCACUGAUUGACGUGGGUGGGAGGACUUGUUGUCUCGUGUUCCUUCGUCGCUGCAUGAGUACCCCUUCCUGUUUUAGUCCGUCCGGUCUCCUCAGCGGAACGUUCUGGAAAACCCGCCGGCUGUACCCUCGGCCCCCGUCGCUAUCCAUGUACGCGGUAUGUCCACAGUACACAUUAGAAGACUUUAAAUUAUUUCAUACAUCUGUUUUUUUUUUUUAUAUUAAUUAUUAUUAUUAUGCCGAUUAAGAAAACGGUAAAUCUAUGAAGUAUGAUCGAUGUUCGGACGCGCUGUUGUGUCUAUCAUCCUGUUUUGUAAAUGUCUCCUUCCUGUGAUGAAACUCUGUGUUUUACUACUAUGUCUCCAAUGUACAAAGUUGUCCUGGCAGUAUCCAUGUACAUAAAAACUAAAUACAUAAAAUGUCA